GAACCAGAGGGCUAGAUGCUCUCAUGACAGAACAUUAGAUAUUUUAUCUAGGAAGAAUAUCUAUAGUAUUGAAAUCGUCAAUGAAGUUUGCGGUUCAUCAACUAGUACUCUGCGAACUAUCACAAAAAACGCUAUUCCCUCAAAAAUAAGCUAUUUGAAAUGGAAGAUGGGUUCACGAUGUCCGAUCCAAAAUUUAAAGGUCCCACUAUAGGCGUUAGACAUGUUCAUGUAGCUAUGUUAUUUUCGAUGCUAGCCAUUGGAUUUGGCAUGAGGACAAACCUGUCUGUGGCUAUAGUUGCCAUGACCGAUUCCAAAGCAACUACAAAUCAUGAUAUACCUACAUAUGAUUGGAACAACAAAAGUGUAAUACUCUCAUCAUUCUUCUGGGGGUACGUCACUCUACAAGCCAUUGCCGGAGAAUUAGGCAAUAGAUUCGGCACAAAAUGGCUAUUAAUAAUAGCCAUGUUUGUGAAUUCCACAGCAUGUGUACUAACCCCUACAAUGGCUGAAGUUGGAUCAUACGGAGUGAUAGGAUGCAGAAUACUACAAGGAAUGUCACAAGGGUUCUUCUAUCCCUCUGUAUCUAAUCUUUUGGGACAGUGGGUACCUCCUUCAGAAAGAUCCCGUGCAGGAGCAAUAUCGUAUGCAGGGUGUCCAUUUGGAAUAAUAUUCACAAUGCCAGCAACUGGAUUCAUAGCUGCCUCAACGUUAGGUUGGCCAUGGAGUUUCUACUUUUUGGGGACUUUAGGCUACAUAUGGAUUUCAGUCUGGUACUUUCUGGGAGCCAGUUGUCCUGCCGAGCACCCAAAAAUAACGAAUGAGGAAAAACAGUAUAUUCAACGAAGCUUAAAUGCCACUCCAGAUGAGAAAGGCGGUACACCAUGGAGAUCUGUUCUUACCUCACUACCAGUAUGGGCAUUUGUUGUGGCCAUGAUUGGAGAAAAUUGGGGAUACGCUACUUUACUCACAGAGAUACCAACUUAUAUUGAUAAAAUAAUGGGCGUCAAUAUCAAAUCGAAUGGCUUGUUUUCUGCAGCACCCUAUCUAGCGAACCUGAUAUUCACCCUCAUAUUUGGAGUUAUUUGCGACCAUAUUAUCAUUCGUGGAUACGUCAGCCGUGGAGCAGCGAGAAAAAUAUUCCAAUCUUUAGCAACAUGUGUACCUGCAAUAGCGCUAGUAGCCCUGUCUUUUCUUCCCACCGACGCCACUGUGCUGAGUGAAACGAUGCUGAUCACAGCAGUAGGAGUGAACGGAGCCAUCCAUUCUGGAGUCUUGAUUAACCCAGUGGACUUAGCCCCCAACUACUCUGGCAUCAUCAUGGGUUUCGGAAAUGGGCUGUCUCAGAUAUUCUCAAUCAUUGCACCUCUUGCUGUGCAGUUUCUUGUAACGGAUGAGGAGGAUAAAUCUUUAUGGAGAAUAAUAUUCAUCACAGCUGCUGCCAUGUUUGUAGGAACGAACUUGUUCUUUGUUCUCCUAUCGUCGGGCGAGGUUCAACCAUGGAACUACAGUAAUGCAAAAACUACUACGACCAAUAAUAAGACAACUACAGAAAAUGAAGAUACACCGCAACCUGAAAUCGUUAAAGUUUGAGAACUGCAAUUCAUUCUUUUAACAACAUUUUUGAUAAUGUUUACCCCAAAGUAGUGAACAAUGGUCUUAGGUCUUAGUAUAAGUAAUGUGCUUCUUUCGAAGCAUUAAGUGUGAGCCGAGCUCGAACCAGAUUGCUAAUACUUACUGUUUGAUUAAACAAUUAUGUGCUCGCAUUCAUAUAAAAUACAAGUAUACAUAUGAAAAGCGUAUCCAUACGAAGCACUAAAGCAUGAAGUGUAAGUGUAUCCAUCCCUUGUAAAAGGAAAUAUUUUGGACUGCGUCCCCCUGUUCACGCCUCGUUGCAUUAUUCUAGUCUAACUGGAAAUCAACAUUGUUUUUUAUUCACUAUUAUGCUCUUCGUUAAAGGCAAAGAUGCAAUAAAGGCUUUCUCAUAUCUUCUAGGUUUCUCUCAAAUACCUAUUUCAUGUUACUGACUAAACUGCUGACCUGUGAUUCGGGUUCCUUAAUUGCCGAAGAAUGAAGGUCACUCGGCACAGGGAUGCAAAUAUGUUAUUAAUGAAAAAUAUUUGAAAAUAACGCUAAACUUGAAACAUAAUCAGCAUUUGUAACGUGACUGCUGCUAGGACCAGAUACUUGAGUUACAGUUACUAGUAGUAGUGAUUGUUAGAAGCUAAUGCACAAAUUGUUUCGAAAUUCUUCAUGCUGGUUUGGCUCACAAAUCACCAGGUAGUCAGGUCGAGUUUUUUUAUUUUCAAUUGUUUUUGUAUUUUCAAUGAAGAAUGUCAAUUUUUUGUCGAAAAUCGUGUUUUUGAUGAAAAAUUAAGAAACAAAUAAAAACCUGAC
Molecule: messenger RNA, 2394 nt
Organism: Acanthoscelides obtectus
Lineage: Eukaryota; Metazoa; Arthropoda; Insecta; Coleoptera; Chrysomelidae
Source: the annotation of a GenBank genome assembly